Messenger RNA from Xyrauchen texanus (razorback sucker), 1576 nucleotides. RefSeq names its product inner mitochondrial membrane peptidase subunit 2 (gene immp2l). NCBI's taxonomy places the organism in Eukaryota, Metazoa, Chordata, Actinopteri, Cypriniformes, Catostomidae. The record is from RefSeq and is a predicted model, not a curated record. Gene Ontology annotation, biological process: mitochondrial respiratory chain complex assembly. The transcript is spliced from 6 exons. Gene Ontology annotation, cellular component: mitochondrial inner membrane peptidase complex; membrane. Gene Ontology annotation, molecular function: serine-type endopeptidase activity. The coding region runs from base 373 to 987 and encodes 204 amino acids.
GAAUUGAAACACACCAAAUGUGCUCAAAAUGCUGGAUUUAAAAGAAAGGGGAGAACUGCGAGUGGGAAGUCAUUUCAGCUGUAUUUGCUAUAUUUACAAAGAUAUUUGUUCCUUGUGCUUAAAUGACGCUUGUUUAACAAAACCUGACUAGAAUGGUAAAUCUAUCUUUCACAGCCUCUUUAUAUGGCGCUAAUACAUUAUAGUAUUUUAUUUUAUUUUUUACAAUUUUUUUGCAAGGGUACAAUUUAGAAUAACAAUAACGUAGUACUCACACAAUAUUUUCUAAUACAAUCUCUUUCGUCUUUCAAUCAAAUUCCUACUCGUUCAAAAUGUAUAUUCCUGUGCGUUGUGGACUUGGAGGGCUUUAGGACCAUGUCAGAAGCGCCCUUCGUGUCGUACUGGACGGAGCGACAGCACAUACAUAAAAGACAGUCGGCAAUGGCGCAGACAGGCUUUGGGCGAAGAUACUUGAAAGCUUUUGUUAGCGGUUUCUUUGUAGCCGUCCCCGUCACAGUGACUGUUUUAGAUCGUCUCGCCUAUGUAGCACGCGUGGAAGGUGCCUCCAUGCAGCCGUCUUUGAAUCCAGAUGGAGGGGUGUCGCCUGACGUUGUGCUCCUCAACCGAUGGAGUGUGAGAAACUACCGGGUUCAACGAGGAGAUAUUGUGUCACUUCUGAGCCCAAAGAACCCUCAGCAGAAGAUCAUCAAACGAGUCAUCGGGGUUGAAGGUGACUUCAUCAAGACUCUGGGAUAUAAAAACCGUUAUGUAAGAGUUCCAGAUGGACAUCUGUGGAUUGAGGGGGAUCAUCAUGGCCACAGUUUUGACAGCAACGCAUUUGGACCGGUUUCACUUGGUCUUCUCCACGGUCGGGCGUCCCACAUCAUCUGGCCACCUAGUCGGUGGCAGCGGAUAGAGCCGUCACUCCCCCCUGAACGACAACCCCUGUUAAAUUGGGAUGGAGCAAGAGAGGACAGUUACGAUGACUGAACUGAAAAGCCAAUUAUUUAACCAUGUCAGCCAUAAUGUACAUGGCCCAGUUGUAUUAUGGACUAUAUAAAUGUUCUGGUUGAAACCAUGUGGACCAGAUCAGUGCCCUGGAAUGAGCUCUUCAGCAGCAGCUUGAAUAGUUAUUGUCCAAUGUACAUAUUUUUACCCCUUGUGUAGGUUUGUGUUUUUGGUCCAAAUUAAAGAUCAAAUGCAUAAAGGUACUAAAUUAUUUUAGUUUUGACUAAUAAAAGACAUGCGAUGCAAUGGGAUACAAUCAUUUAAUUAAUUAUUUAUUUCUAAUGGCCUAUUGUGUCCAAAAAAUACAAAUAUUUGGCAGCCAUUUAAAUGGUGUUAUCACAUUAUUGACAAACUAGUUAGUCAAUUAGUUUUCAAACAGAAUGUCUCAUGGGCAAUGAGAAGAUCAAUUUACUUGACAAGCUUUCAGUGACACUUUGUUUGUCCACACUGAAAGCAAAAAUCCUGCACAAUGACAUAAUUACAGCCAAUAUGAGCAUAAAUGACAUUUAAUAUACAGUUAUGUGAAGCAGUGGGUGAAGAUACCCAGCAAAAUAGAAUAGAAGAAACCAAG